AUGAAGGAGUGUCAGACAGCGUUGGUGUGGAACGAACUGGAGGCACCUUGUUUUGGAACACAAGAGUCGAGCAAGAGCUAUUUGUGCCGGUCGGCGUUGGACCUUCUGCCGUGUUUUCCGUCUGAGCUACCUACGGUGCAGUGUGCCGGCGCUUCUGAAAUUAUCGUCAAAGAACUGCAACGGUUGGAGUUAAACAUCAAAGACCGUUCGGUCGCAGUUGAAUCUCACUGGUCCUUCGACAAAUGUCAGCAGUCGAAACUCGGUGAGAAAGUGUGGACGCAAUUUCCAUACCCAUUGUCGGGCGGGUGA
Molecule: messenger RNA, 309 nt
Organism: Soboliphyme baturini
Lineage: Eukaryota; Metazoa; Nematoda; Enoplea; Dioctophymatida; Soboliphymatidae
Source: the annotation of a GenBank genome assembly